AUGAAGAUGGCGACAAUCCAAGCCAUCGAGGCCCGCUCUGUACACCAAAUCCAAUCGGGUCAAGUCAUCGUUGACUUGUGCUCCGUCGCUAAAGAGCUUGUUGAAAACAGUCUGGAUGCCUGUGCAACGACGAUCGAGGUUCGAUUUAAAAAUAAUGGACUGGACCUGAUUGAAGUCCAAGAUAACGGCGGCGGGAUAUCGCCGGAGAACUAUGAGAACGUCGCAUUGAAACACUAUACUUCCAAAUUAUCGUCAUACGAUGACCUCUCGAGCCUGCACACCUUCGGUUUCCGCGGCGAGGCGAUAUCCUCACUCUGCGCGUUGGCCGACUUCCACAUCGUCACAGCACAAGAAAAGCAGGUUCCUCGCGCGAAUCGACUCGAUUUUGAACAAUCCGGGAAACUCAGAAAGAUACAGAUCGUUGCUGGGCAGAAAGGAACGACCGCAUCGGUAGAAGGCAUUUUCAAGCGGCUUCCAGUACGUCGACGAGAAUUGGAGAAGAACAUCAAGCGGGAAUAUGGGAAGGUUCUGAAUCUGCUGCAUGCCUAUGCAUGCAUUAGCACUGGAGUCCGAUUCAGCGUCAGAAACACAGUGGGCAAGACACGGAACGUGGUAAUCUUUUCUACAAAUGGAAAUAAGACAACCAAGGAGAAUAUUGCCAAUGUCUAUGGCGCGAAGACACUAUCCGCUCUGAUAUCCCUUGAUCUAGAUCUGGAGUUUGAGCCUGCCGCGGCUUCGAAACGGGCUGGCGAUGAUCAACUGAGUAAAAUUCAGGUGCGAGGCCAUAUCUCACGUCCUGUAUUCGGCGAGGGCCGUCAGACUCCGGAUCGUCAGAUGUUCUUUGUCAACUCGCGGCCAUGUGGCCUACCGCAGAUUCAGAAGGCGUUUAAUGAGGUUUACAAGUCGUUCAACGUCUCGCAGUCGGCGUUUAUCUUUGCGGACUUUCAGAUGGAUACAAACGCUUACGAUGUCAAUGUUUCGCCUGAUAAGCGCCAGAUUCUACUUCAUGAUGCGGGGGCUAUGAUUGAAUCUCUCAAAGUUUCUCUUUCGCAGCUCUUCGAGGAUGCGGAUCAAACUGUGCCGCAGUCAUCGGUUAAAUCAAAGCCUUUGCCAAAGCAGCAACCACUAGCAUCGCUUCCAGGGUUCGUCACUGCUCGAGAGCUGAGCGAAAGCAGUGGGCUUAGAAGUCCAAGCCAAGAUCGGACGAAAGAAAGCUUAGUAGAGACCCCGGGGACGAGUCAACAGAGUGCAAUUCAGCGUUUCGCGAGCUCACAAGCGAGCGUGGGAAGUGUGCAAGCUACGCCAUCUCCCGCUCGAUCGAUGAGAACACCCCGCGCUGCAACCAGUCGCUCUGCGAUGUCGACGCCAGCUCCAACUGAGGUAGAAACGCCUGCUGAGGCAAUCUCCGACGAUGAGCUUUUUGUGCGACAAACUUCCCAGGAGGGGCCCGAGUCAACCUCUAUCUCCCACGAACCCUCGUCCCAUCCAUCAGCUCCUGACGAGACUCCAUCUCGCGUUCGUGGAGACCUAGAAGAAAUCCCUAGCAUUGUCCAAAAUGCCUUCGAUAGAAUGCGUCCGCGGCGCGAACCCGCCGAACUAGCCACCAUCACUAUUGGUAACCGAACUAUAACUUCCAUGGUCGGUAGUGGUCCCCCACGAAAACGAGUCCCGGAAGAUCCACCUCUAAUGGGGGAGCCGCCUCGGCGAAAGAGACGGAUACACACACCAUCACGGCCUAACAUAUUUGGUCAACAUAUGAAAUCUUUUGCGGCACCUGGAUCGCAGCUGGAUGAUAAAGAAGACGAAGAGACUUCUGCUAGUGAGGAUGACCAGGUUGAAGAGGAUCAAGAUGACAUUUCAAGCGAAAUCGAGGAUACACAAGGCACUGAGCAAGAGCCCGAAGAUGAGGGCUCUCCUCCGCCCGAGGAUGCCGAGUAUGCUCCGGACCAAGGUGGGGCUCAAUCAGAAACCGGAAACACCGAGGUACCUGCCGCAGAUGAGAAUCUCGACGAAGCUCAGAAGAAGGCGCAGGAAGAAGCUAUAGUUCAACGGCUCAUCGACGAAGCCGAGGAGACUGCUGUGCUUCCCCAGGAAAACAAUGCGAAUCGUGCAAAGAAGAUGAGCAAGGGCGCUGCGCAUCGCGAGGCGACUACACAACUUAUCGGCAAGGUAGAUGGGUCUAUUUCACGUAUCCAGUCUCAACUCAUCGCAUUGCAAAAGACCAUGCAAGCGGGGACCAAGAAAACGCAAGAUGAAGCCACUGACCUUGGGGAGAAAACCGCCGAGGACAAGCUUUCCUUGACUGUAAGCAAGAACGAUUUCGCCCAGAUGCGUAUCAUCGGCCAGUUCAACUUGGGCUUCAUCAUUGCAGUCCGUCCAGGAGAAGACCACGAUGAGCUUUUCAUCAUCGACCAGCAUGCUUCUGAUGAGAAAUUCAACUUCGAGCGCCUGCAAGCUGAAACCGUGGUGCAAAACCAGCGACUCGUCCGUCCGCAACGCCUUGAUCUCACUGCCGUUGAAGAAGAGGUUGUCCUUGAGAACCGCGCCGCUCUUGAGAAAAACGGUUUCCUCGUGACUGUCGACGAAAGCGGCGAUGAGCCUAUCGGUCGUCGAUGUCAACUAGUCUCAUUACCCCUGAGCAAGGAGGUGGUAUUCGGCGUAAGAGAUCUGGAGGAAUUGAUUGUGCUGCUGUCGGAGUCAAUUUCAACCUCGGAUGGACUAUCAGUACCACGGCCAGGCAAAGUGCGCAAAAUGUUUGCUAUGCGCGCUUGUCGCUCAAGUAUCAUGGUCGGGAAGACCUUGACAAGCCGUCAGAUGGAACGAGUCGUUCAGAACAUGGGUACUAUCGAUAAACCGUGGAACUGUCCCCAUGGUCGGCCGACGAUGCGACACUUGAUGAGUUUGGGCCAAUGGGAUGAAUGGAAUGAAUUUCAGGAAACCGAAAGACUCGACCCUUGGAAACAAUACUUGGAAGGAGAUGAAGAUGAUGAAGAGGAGGAAGAAUAA
Messenger RNA from Penicillium verrucosum, 3006 nucleotides. Its product is annotated as ATP-binding mismatch repair protein PMS1. Gene Ontology annotation, molecular function: ATP hydrolysis activity; ATP binding; mismatched DNA binding. The transcript is spliced from 4 exons. Gene Ontology annotation, biological process: mismatch repair. NCBI's taxonomy places the organism in Eukaryota, Fungi, Ascomycota, Eurotiomycetes, Eurotiales, Aspergillaceae. Bases 1 to 3006 code for a protein of 1001 amino acids. Gene Ontology annotation, cellular component: MutLalpha complex. The record is from RefSeq and is a predicted model, not a curated record.